This is a messenger RNA of Populus euphratica (Euphrates poplar), 581 nucleotides long. RefSeq names its product zinc finger CCCH domain-containing protein 48-like. NCBI's taxonomy places the organism in Eukaryota, Viridiplantae, Streptophyta, Magnoliopsida, Malpighiales, Salicaceae. The record is from RefSeq and is a predicted model, not a curated record. The transcript is spliced from 3 exons. Bases 342 to 569 code for a protein of 75 amino acids.
GGUUUGAGCUUUUACCCCUUUCAGCUUGAAUUUUAGCUAAUAUUCUCAGUAGACAUUGAAAUUUAUGACUCUGAUUGAAUUGUAAUGUGCUGUUGAUUUGAGCACUGGUGUUUCAAAUUGAUGUCUCUAAUGUUUGUGUUGGAUCAAUUAUUCAAUUUCUGUUAAAGCUAAGACUAUGAUUAAAUUGAGAUAUUUAAAAGCAGGAUGCUAGCGGGGAGUUGCUUCAAGCUUCAACAUUUUCUUUUCUGUAGGUUUUCCUCGCGCAUACUGCAAUUUGGAUUAGAUAUUUGCUUGGGAAAAUAAAGUUAUUUUUAUCAACUGUUUUUUCUUCACCCGGCUAAAUGUUCAGUGACAAACUUGCUUUAUGGAUGUUUUGGCAAUUUAUGGGUCUGAUUAAUAUUGGUGGUGUGGUUGGUUGCGUGAUUAGUGAAGGUCCUUGGGUUUUUGUUGGCCUUCCAAAUGCUGUCAAGGCAUGGAAUAAACAAGUGUAUGCUUUGUUCGUGGGUAAUUACUUGUUCUUUGCCGGUGCGCAAUUUGUUUGCUUUGGUAUAAGGAAGCAGGGACAUUAAUAAUUGAAAGUA